GGAAAAUUAUCACAUUUGAUAUACUGGUUGAUUUUGGGUUAGUUUUAUUAAGAUGGUAGCUGUUGUCUCUACUAGUCCCAACGAGAGGUUGAUUGAGAACCGCGUUGAUGAUGACGUUGAAUUGAAUGAUGAGUCCGCUUCUCCUAUUUCUCUCUAUACCCGUUUUUUUGCCAAGAAGCGCACUGUGAUCUUUGCUUCUACUCUUGCUUUGCUUUUGCUUGUCUUGGCUUCUACUCUCACUGGCGUUUUCGUUGCUCGUCACAGGGCAGUUGUUGCCUUCAGGGAGAAUCUUACCAACCACUUGAACGAGAAAUUCACUCUUAUUGAACCAGAGGAGCGUGCUGCUUAUGUUGCUGAAUUGACCGACUUGUUCAGAAACGGUUACAUCACUGACGAUCAUGUUGCUGAAUUCGAAGCUUUGAUCGAGUUUGUUGAGUUCAACAAGGUUUACUCUCGCAAACAUGCUGAUGCCGAUGAGCGCCGUGUUCGUUUCUUGGCCUUCCGUGACAACUACAACGCUGUCAAGGCCCAGACUGGUGAAGAAUCUUACGAGAAGGGUAUCAACCAAUUCAGUGAUAUGACCAAGGAGGAGUUCGAGCGCAGAUUCCCUGCCAUCACUAUUCCUGAGACUUUUGACACCUUCCAGACCAAUGCUCAUCUUUUGUCCUACAACAAGGCUGCUGAUCCAGUUUACGUUGAGAAGCUCAGAAUUGCCAAGGGCCUCAAUUCUGAGAUCUCCUAUGUUCCUUCUGUUGAUGGUGAGGAUUUGGAUUGGAGACGUUGCGGUGGUGUUUCCAAGGUCAAGGACCAAGGCAACUGCGGCUCCUGCUGGGCUUUUGCCGCUGUUGGAUCUGUUGAAAGUUUGUACUUGAUCCACAAGGGUGAGACUCUUGACUUGAGUGAACAAGAAUUGGUCAACUGCGAAACCCAUAGCCAUGGCUGUGAUGGUGGAUUCAGCGAUAGCGCCUUGAGGUACAUCAAGGUUCAUGGUUUGAGCAGCUCAUCCGAUGUCCCCUACUUUGCCAAGAAUGAAGUCUGCUACUCUGUUUCUAGAAGCAAGACCUACAUUGAUGCCGUCUCUAUCAUGAAGGGCGAUGAGAUCCUUAACAAGUCUCUUGUCCUCUCCCCAACCGUUGUUUUCAUUGCUGCUUCUGAGGAGUUGACCACCUACAAGAGCGGUAUCUACAACGGCUCAUGCUCUGAUCAGCUUAACCACGCUGUUUUGUUGGUUGGUGAGGGUCAUGAUGAGGUCACUGGCAAGCGCUACUGGAUCAUCAAGAACUCUUGGGGACCAAACUGGGGAGAGAACGGUUUCUUGAGACUCGAACGUACCUUUGAAGGCACUGACAAGUGUGGCGUUCUUGAGGCCGGUAUGAACCCAAUUUUAAACUAAAGACUUGACCUCAGAUUCGCACGGUCGAUAUCGGCGUAUUUUUAAUACGUUAUAAUCUA
This is a messenger RNA of Theileria equi strain WA, 1452 nucleotides long. RefSeq names its product cysteine protease. Gene Ontology annotation, cellular component: lysosome. The record is from RefSeq and is a predicted model, not a curated record. Lineage: Eukaryota; Apicomplexa; Aconoidasida; Piroplasmida; Theileriidae. Bases 53 to 1393 code for a protein of 446 amino acids. Gene Ontology annotation, molecular function: cysteine-type endopeptidase activity. The transcript has a single exon.